Messenger RNA from Suillus subaureus, 750 nucleotides. RefSeq lists its product as uncharacterized. Bases 1 to 750 code for a protein of 249 amino acids. The transcript has 2 exons. The record is from RefSeq and is a predicted model, not a curated record. Lineage: Eukaryota; Fungi; Basidiomycota; Agaricomycetes; Boletales; Suillaceae.
AUGCAUGAUCCGCUUAUAGAUUUUACCCCCGACGUCUCACGCCGCGGAUGGACUUGCAACAUUUGCAUCCCAAGGCGCACCAACCAAUUCCAUUUCAAGACCAUGCAAGCCGCAGUUCGACACGAAACUUCGUCUCCCGAGCACGCGCAGCACAUCUCUGAAGUAGAGUGGUGGCAACCACGGGACGAUGACGCUUGGGGAUCGCCUGAGCAGCCUCCGCUAACUUCCGAUGGCCUGCGCACAUGGGAGAUGCAGACGCACGUGGAUCAUGUAUUUGAUUUAGUGCCAUUCUGGAUCCGUGGGGUGGAUGCUGCGGAGAGGGGCGAGGUGCUAAGAAUGGAGGAAUUCUUGCAGAUGAUGGAGGAGGAUGGCGGAUGGCGGACCUCUGAUGAGGUUUGGGGGGUGUUGGGAGCUUGGAGGAAGCCGAAUGAUGAAGAGGGAAGUGAUGGAUGGGGACGUAAAGAUGAUGUGUCUGUUCACAAGUCUGCUGGCACAGACUUGACAUCGGACGACCAGGAUAAAGGCUGGGGCGUUAUGGAAGAAUGGGCGGUCCCUCCUACCAGUAGCCCUUCCUACCACCAGAGACAAGAUCUCGGCGGCGUGCAUCCUUUUGUAGACGACAUCGCUCUUCAGGAAGCAGCAGAUGAAGAUAGGCGCCGAAGGAUGCACCACUUUUUUGAAAUGCCGACGGAACAGAAGGUGCUGGAGAUUCAGGAGGUGAUUCGUUACCUUCGCGCCCAUCCUGCCUAG